Messenger RNA from Bathycoccus prasinos, 288 nucleotides. RefSeq lists its product with no specific name. NCBI's taxonomy places the organism in Eukaryota, Viridiplantae, Chlorophyta, Mamiellophyceae, Mamiellales, Bathycoccaceae. The transcript is spliced from 2 exons. The coding region runs from base 1 to 288 and encodes 95 amino acids. The record is from RefSeq and is a predicted model, not a curated record.
AUGGCGUCGUAUUACAUCCACGCGGGACGAACGAUCGAAGAGGCGCCGAUGCGCGAAGGCUCUCUGUAUCUGUACGAUAAAGAAGGUUGGUACGAUUUCUUCGCCAACUCGACGUCGGUGACGAGCGACGGAUACUGCGACGACUCCACCAUCGGUAUGAAACACGUCGCGGUGAGAGACGCAGGAAGAGAGUCGACGUUUAAGCCAAACAAAAACAACAUGUUUCCUCGACCGAAAAAUUGGAAACCGACGAAGAGUAACACGCACAAAGAACAUUUCAAGGAGUGA